GGUCUGAGGAUUGAAGAGGUAGAGAUUAAUCUGCUGGUUUGAGGAUUGAAGAGGUAGAGGUCGCUGAAGUGCUGAGAAGCAUCAAUCGCAUUGCUGUCAUGGAGGAGGUUGGCGAAGUAACUGUGACUGCGACAAACGAAGGAGGGCCAAGUGAAGAAGUGAAGAAUGGCUACAUGUUGUUUAGACGAGAAUUUCUUAAGGGUGGGGAGAAGUUUAAGAAUAUGUCUGAACAAGCGAAAAAGGCAUCAAAGGCAUGGAAGCAGUUGACACCAGAGGAGCAGAAGAAAUACAGUGAUAGGGUGAAGCAAUCAAGAAAGGAAGGGAUGAAGAAGAAGAGGAAGAAAAAAGUGGCUUUUAGCACUCGUUGCUCGGUUCGGCAAUUUAAGUCAUUAGUGGACUUCAUAAAAGAUGAUGAAGAUUUGAAAGUGAGGGUACAAAAUUUAGGCUUUGGCCAUUUACUUGACAUUGGAUGUGAGAGACUCCCUCGUGACCUCAUAGUAUGUGUUCUCCGAGCAUAUGAUCCGCCUACCCAUCAAUUUCUAAUAAGAGGGAUAAUAAAGGAAAUAGAAGCAAAUGAUGUUGCAAACUUGUUGGGUGUACCCCACACAGGGGAGAAGGUAAAAAUGGACGUAUGUGAUGAUGAUGAGACAUACCAGAGGUUGAAGGAGGAAUUUGGUAAAGUCCCUUAUACGAAGAUACUCAAUGACAUUAAAUCUGGGCAGAAGAAAGAUGAGUUUGAGUUCCUGUUUAUGCUGUACACACUUGGGAGUUUUUUAACUCCUACUUCACAAACAACUGUGAGUGACAAGCUAAUAAGAGUCAUGUGCUGUACCAUGAAGGGAUUUCACCAAUUUGAUUGGGCCACGUACAUUGUGAAGCACUUGUGGAAAGAGAUGGGAGAUUAUGUGAAAGUGUACACAAAAGCAAAGAAAGACGAAGAUGAAGAUGAAGGAAGCUGCAAUGUGGGAGGAUGCAUCUACCUCCUGUUGUUAUAUUUUGCUGAGCACUUCCCACUAUCCAAAACUGUUGAGAGAGGGUCCCUAAAUGCCAUUCAAUUCUGGACUGAUGAGAGGAUAAGGAAGCUGGAAAAGAAGGAGAGGGAAAGCAAGAGGGGUUUACUGUAUAAGGGCAAGGGAAGUAUGGAUAGAAGUGGGAAGGAUGAAGGAAAACGCAGAAGUGUGGCUCAUUUACACCCGGAGUUACAGAAGUUGCACGGACGAUUGAUGGCUCAGAUCGAAUUAAGCACUAGGAGGCUUAUAAGUGCAAUGGAAGAUGAGCUAGAUAAGGUGCAGAUAAGGAUAGAGGAAAAUAAUGUGACCACAGAUGAUGAGGACCCUAUUGACGUCCCAGAUGAUGAUAAGGGAGAUGAUGAUGCAUUUGGCGAUGAAGACCCCCAUGAUCAUGAUGGACAUGAGUCUGAUGACGAAGGUGAUGAUAGAGAUGAGUUCCACGGGGGAGAUGAUCAGGGAGACGAUGAUGCAACUGGCUCAGAUAGGGGUGAUGACAUUGGUGUUGCAGCAGAAGGUGCAGACAAAGAAAUUAUGGAGUCUCCCCUGCCCUUGUCCCCCAUGGACAAGGGAUGUCAACUCCGGAGAUCGCAAAGGGAGAUGAAAUCCGCUAUCAAUUCUCCAUGGAUUUUGACAAAGCCAACUAAGAGGCGAAAGAGGCCCAUGGAUGACAAGGACCGGUUUUAUGACAUAGUUUCCCGUAUGUGUUCAAGCAAGGAGGGUGACAUGCCUUUGGUGAAAAUCUCUGAUGAAGAUAUCACUCGGGAUCAGCUAAGGACACUUGGCGGAAUUGAGAAAAUAGGUAACCGGCUGAUGUCAACUGUGUGCAAGACUCUAAUGGCUGAUAUGGAGAAGGAAGGGCAGGUGAAGCGGCACAUUUUUUAUGCUGAUUUUAUGGCAAUAAUGGCAGCUAACCCAAAGCUGUGGGAUGCUACAAAACGGAAGAAACAAUUUUUACCUGAAAAUGUAGGCUACAACAUAGGAGAAUGUGAUUUGAUCUUUGGACCCACACUUGUUGGCGCUCACUGGUUCUGUGUUGUGCUUGAGCCUAGCACAAUGAAUUUCUAUGUGCUGGACUCAAUGAAGCCAAAUUUAGAGGGUAAGAAGAAGAGCAAGAAGAAGGGUGUAAUUAUUGAUGACAUGACGACCGUCGUCACUGAAUGUAGGAAUAGAUUUUAUGACAUUAUUGAGAUAGUUAAGCCUAAUGCCACUGGGAAGAAGAAAAUGAGUGAUAUCAUUUGGGCUCCUGUUCCGCAACAAAACAAUCUGCGAGACUGCGGCGUUCAUGUAUUAAUAUGGUUGAGUAAAUGGAAGCCCGGUGAGAUACUUCACUAUACGGAUGAACAAGUGGCUGAAUUCCGACGAAACCUCAUGUGGUGGCUAGUGAAUCAUGAGCUUAAUUCAAGACGUGAUGAAGCAUUAAGCUUGCUUUCAUCAACCCAAGCCACCACACUGACCAAAAGACGCCAUCUGUGA
Neltuma alba is the source of this 2483-nucleotide messenger RNA. RefSeq lists its product as uncharacterized. Gene Ontology annotation, molecular function: cysteine-type peptidase activity. NCBI's taxonomy places the organism in Eukaryota, Viridiplantae, Streptophyta, Magnoliopsida, Fabales, Fabaceae. The record is from RefSeq and is a predicted model, not a curated record. The transcript has 9 exons. The coding region runs from base 99 to 2483 and encodes 794 amino acids. Gene Ontology annotation, biological process: proteolysis.